AAAUAUUGUUUGAAUUGCACGUGUGUGUGUGUGUGUGUGGGUAAUCGCGCGCGCGCAUACACACACAUACACACAUAUUUUACACACAUAUAUAUAUUUUAAUUACAUAGUAUAAUACUAAAAUUUAAAGAUUCUUUAAGAAUAAAAACAAAAACAAAAAUUGGAUAUAUUUAAUAACAUCUUUAAUAAAAUCACAAUUUCUAUAUAAAAAAAUUAUAAAAAAUUCAAAGUAAAUUAAAAGUAGCAUUCGUUUAAUUCUUAUAUUUAUUUAUUUUAAUUAAUGCAUAUUCUUAAUUAAAAUUAUUUGAUUUAAAUCAAAAUAAGAAUUUUAUAUUUUUGUUAUUGAUUUUACAUUAUUAUUAUUUAUAUUUAUUUUAUUUUAUUUUAUUUAGAUAACAUAUAACAAUUUAUAAUAAUAUCGUUCAAAAUAGUAAAAAAACAAAAUACAGAAUUUUUUAGUAUUGCUUCAAAGCAUUUAAACGUAUACAAGUUAGUUGUAUUAUAACCUAUUUUAAGUGCAUAUAUUCAAGUUCUAAUAUAUGUAUACAAGAUAUUGUAGUUAUUUUUUUUAACCACUAAAACAAAACUGUUUUGCUUAAUAUUAUUUGAAGAAAUUGUACAAAUUUUGAAAUAUGUCUGAACAUAAUGAAGACACAGAAAAAGAGAAAAAAUCAAAUGAGAAAACCACAAAUAAUUAUUCAGAACAAGAGGAGAUAGAAGAAUCUGAUAUGGAAAAGAUUCGUAAAUAUUUAGCACAAAAGUUGAGACUUUUUGAUUCAUCAAAUAAUAAUGAACAAAACAAUCCACAAAAAGUCCUCCGUGAUCUUAGCAUAGAUGGAAUAGCAGAUUAUAUAAAAGAAAAAGAAAAUUGUAAAAUUAUUACUAUGGCUGGAGCUGGUAUCUCUACAUCUGCAGGAAUUCCUGAUUUUCGAUCACCAACAAGUGGUCUUUAUCACAAUUUAGAAAAAUAUAAUCUACCUCAUCCUCAAGCUAUUUUUGAAUUAGAUUUUUUCUUGGAAAAUCCUGAACCAUUUUUUAUGCUUGCAAGAGAAUUGCUACCUGAUGAUGGUUUUAAACCUACACCAUCUCAUUAUUUUAUUCGUCUUUUAUGGGAGAAGGGAUUACUCUUAAGACAUUAUACACAAAAUAUUGAUACAUUAGAAAGAGUUGCUGGUUUACCAUCUGAAAAAUUAGUAGAAGCUCAUGGUACAUUUCAUACUGGCCGAUGUCUUAAAUGUAGAGCACCAUAUACUCUUCCAUGGAUGAAAGAACAAAUUUUUAAAAAUGUUAUACCAAAAUGUGAAGAAUGUAAUGAGGGUAUAGUAAAACCUGACAUAGUAUUUUUUGGAGAAAUGUUACCUGAACGUUUUCAUUAUCUUGCUGAUCGUGAUUUUGUACAAGCAGAUCUUUUGAUAAUUAUGGGAUCAAGUUUGAUUGUUCAACCUUUUGCAUCUCUAGUGGACAGGGUUCGACCUAAUUGCCCGCGUUUACUUAUCAAUAAAGAAAAAGUAGGUACGCAAGAUCGCUUAUCACGACUUCUAGGAUUACGACAUGGUUUGAUGUUUGAUACUCAUUCUAAUGGUGGUCGCGAUGUUGCUUGGUUAGGAGACUGUGAUAUUGGUUGUCAGUUAUUAGCUGAUAAACUGGGUUGGGGUGACGAAUUGAAAGAUCUUAUAAAAAGAGAAUAUGAACGUUUAAAUAGAGAAUAAAUCAAUAAUAAUUGAAUCUAAAUGUCUUAUUAUAACAUGUAUUUAGCUUAUAGGUGAUUUGGAAAUUUUAAUUUUAUUGCUACAAAAAAAAAGACAUUAUAUAGACAAAUAAUAUUUUUCUUCAAAGGAAUUGUAAUAAAAUUGUUUAGAAUGUUAAAAGUUUAUAUAUAUAACGAUAUAGAAAAGUCAUAUUUUUAUCUCUUUGUGCCGUCAUUUUUUAUAAAAAAUUAUUAAAUUAAUGGUGACUAUAAUUUUUGAUAAGACAUAUGAUUUUUUAUGAUAUGAAAUUAAUUCGAUACUAUAUUCAUAUUGUAAGUAUAUUUUAUUUGGAAUUAUAACCAUUUUAAUAGAUAACAAACGAUCAAUAAACCAUAAUGUAAAUAAUUUAUUUCUUCAUAUAAUAAUAAUGUUAUGCAAAUAAAUAUGAUUUUUGACAGUUGAAUUAUGUGUAUAAAAAAAAUAAAACAAUAUAAUAAAAUAUAUAAUAUAAUAUGAAAAUUA
This is a messenger RNA of Apis cerana (Asiatic honeybee), 2210 nucleotides long. RefSeq names its product NAD-dependent protein deacylase sirtuin-2 (gene Sirt2). Gene Ontology annotation, cellular component: nucleus. NCBI's taxonomy places the organism in Eukaryota, Metazoa, Arthropoda, Insecta, Hymenoptera, Apidae. Gene Ontology annotation, molecular function: NAD+ binding; histone deacetylase activity, NAD-dependent. The record is from RefSeq and is a predicted model, not a curated record.